AUGCGAGGUCUUGGAUUCAGGGACAAUGCAUUGGCACCACACAGUCGCACUGCAAGCUAUACAGAGUCCGACGACCCACUUCCAAGACCUGCGCCAAGAGAAUUUGAAGGCCCUGCAUGGAAUACCAUUCAGCAGAAUCCGCAUCUGUUUCGAGUGCAAACACCUAUCAAUGCAGACCGUCUGGAAGCACUGCUCAACACUCACCCCAACCAAGCAUUUGUGAAAUCGGUAGUCCUUAGUUUGAAGGAGGGCUUUUGGCCUCGAGACGAGUUCCCAAUAACUUGGGACAACUCAUGGGCGCCUCUACCAUCUGAAAAGGAACGAAAUUUUGUUAACUCCCAAAGUGAGCUCGAAGCGGAGUUGGGGCGACACUCACAGCCAUUCGGACCUGACCUGCUCCCCGGAAUGUACUCAACGCCUGUCAUUGCUGUUCCGAAACCACACUCAGAGGAUUUACACCUCGUCGCACACCAAUCUGCUGGAGAAUUCUGCCAGAACAACAUGGUUGACAAG
This is a messenger RNA of Lentinula edodes (shiitake mushroom), 513 nucleotides long. RefSeq lists its product as uncharacterized. The record is from RefSeq and is a predicted model, not a curated record. The transcript has a single exon. Lineage: Eukaryota; Fungi; Basidiomycota; Agaricomycetes; Agaricales; Omphalotaceae. The annotation marks the transcript as partial.